GCGGCGGCGGCACCUUCAUCGGCGGGCGGGGGCUACGCAGAGAAGGUCCUGCCGGUUUUUCUAGCCCUGCCUCCGAAUAGCAGCAGCGGUGGCGGCGGCGGGGUGAGUCACUGUUUGGCGAUGGAGUGGGCGGGUGUGUGUGUGUAAGAGAAUGAAUGAUGUCAGGGCGGCCGGCGGCUCCGGCGGCCGGCAUGAGGCUGGCGGUAAACACGGCGGCAGCCCCCAGCCAGCGCUGCCCCCGGCGCCUCCCGCCCCGCAGCCGCCCUCCAGCGGGGGAGCGCUCUGCGCCGCCCCGCCGCUGAGGGCAGGAAACCUCUGCGAGAAGUGUCGCCUCCGCUGACGCCCUUAAAGCCAGUCAGUCCCUUUCGCCAGGAAGGAGAAGAGUCUGAGGCCGCCAGAGGAGCAAAUUGCAGGGGAAGGUAGAGAUUGUGGCAAACUUUCUAGCUGCUUCUGCGUGUGGCCACCUCAGCGGUGGGAGUGUCUGGCCAUUAGGAACUGCACAGCCCACGCCUGGGAGCCCUGAGGCUUCAAAAAAAGACUUCCAGCUGCCUUUAGAGGAGGAACUGCCAGCAGUGCGAGCUUUUGCAUAUACAGCUGAGUAGAUGAUACAGCUCUAGAAGAAAGAUUUGUUUUCACGACUUGCUUUACAGUAUCUGAAUAGUGAAAGCACAAUGGACACUUAUAGAGUUUUACAGAAAUAAAAAAAUCAUCUAGGAACAAGAACGUUGGACUUCAAGGAAUAACAGACUUUAGAAAGCCCAGAAAUUGGUCACUAAUAAAGCUGCUUUGGCCAUACAGCUUGAGAAUGAAUACCAUUGAGACAGCAAAGCUUGAAGAGCAUAUGGAGGGUCAAAACAAUGACACUUCUAAUGGCUACUCACGACCUACUCUUUCAGUCAGUGAAGAGAACAAAAAUGGCACUAGCAAACCAAAGGGCUUGUCUAAUGGCUUGCGAAAGACAACAAAGAAAUAUCCUGAUUACAUCCAGAUUGCUAUGCCUGCUGAGUCUAGGAACAAAUUUCCUCUGGAAUGGUGGAAAACAGGCAUUGCCUUUGUCUAUGCUCUCUUCAACUUGAUUCUAACAACUGUCAUGAUCACUGUGGUCCAUGAGAGAGUACCUCCAAAGGAGCUAAGCCCUCCCUUGCCUGACAAAUUUUUUGAUUACAUUGAUCGUGUGACGUGGGCUUUUUCUGUAUCAGAAAUAAAUGGAAUGAUAUUAGUUGGAUUAUGGAUAUUCCAGUGGUUGUUUCUUAGAUACAAAUCAAUAGUGGGACGAAGGUUCUUUUUUAUAAUAGGAACUUUAUAUCUGUACCGCUGUAUUACUAUGUACGUUACCACCUUACCUGUGCCUGGAAUGCAUUUUCAGUGUGCACCAAAGCUGAAUGGAGAUUCUCAGGCAAAGGUUCAGAGGAUCCUGCGACUUAUUUCUGGUGGUGGUCUAUCCAUAACUGGAUCACACAUCUUAUGCGGAGACUUCCUGUUCAGUGGUCACACCGUGGUAUUAACACUGAUCUACCUGUUCAUUAAAGAGUAUUCACCACGUCAUUUCUGGUGGUAUCACUUAAUCUGCUGGCUAAUGAGCGCUGCUGGCAUAAUUUGUAUCCUUGUUGCUCAUGAACACUAUACCGUAGAUGUCAUCAUUGCUUACUAUAUCACCACGCGGCUUUUCUGGUGGUACCACUCAAUGGCUAAUGAAAAGACUUUAAAGGUUUCUUCGCAGACAAAUUUUCUCUCUCGAGCAUGGUGGUAUCCAAUAUUUUAUUUCUUUGAGAAGAAUGUGCAAGGCUCUGUUCCUUGCAGCUUUUCCUGGCCGAUAUCUUGGCCUCCCAGCUGCUUCAAAUCUUCAUGCAAAAAGUAUUCACGGGUUCAGAAGACAGGAGAGGACAAUGAAAAGUCUACCUGAAGAAGGAAAGCAUCUGCUCUGUUUUUCGGUUGUGUGUUUGUUUUUUUUUUUUUUUACCAAAACAUUAAUGCUGUAACCAAAGUUUUUGAGGACUACACUGUAACUGAAGAAGUGGACCAAGCUUCUGUGCAAUUGAUGGGAAAGACAACUGUAGACGCGUGUAUUGCCAUUUCAUAUGUUUUUCUAUCGUCAGGCUGUACAGACCUAUUCUACUCUUCAGUGCUAAUGGAAUGCACCGCUGAUGGGAUUUUUUUAUUAAAGAAAAAAUGGAGCAGGACUUUGCUUUACUAAUGAGAUAGAGGUGCCAAAGACCACAUUAACACUUUCAUUACUAACUAUCACUCAUCCACAGAAGCACCCAAAAAUCUCAUCUUCAGAGUUCUGGAGUGCAUAAGGGCAGAAACAUGCUAAAAUGUAAAGGCACGAUAUUGGCAUAUUGAGGUAUAUAAAAAAGAAAACAAAACAACACAAUUGUGGGAAGUGGUGUGUUUCAUUAUUCUUGCUAAUGAAGGUAAGGCCUUUGUGUGACUGGUACAGCUGGAAGCGAGUCUUGACUAAUUUUUACACUCUGUGGGUAUUAAUAUCUUAUGACCCUAAAAUACUACUUACCACCAUUAUCUCCCAUAUAUUCUACUAUAUACCAAUUUUUACAUUUUUAUUAGUAAUUUUAUAUUUAAACUGUUGUGCUACCUGAUGACUUUGCAAAUUAGGAAUAGCUGCUAACAUCAGAGCUCAAGGAGCCUAAAAUUUUGUUUUUAAAAAAGGACACAGUUUCAAAGUCUAAAUCUUUAAUUGCAGUUUGGCCUUGUGUAUAUAGCUAUACAGUGCCUAUCGGUGUAUGUACAUGCAUAUACACACAAAAGCACACACUGCUGUUUAGUAUGCGUUUAACUACACAGAACUACUUACUGGAAAGAGUGAUCAUAAAGUUCUUAAUUCAGGCAAAUGUCCUACAGAUCUCACCUGCUUGAGGAAUGCAAGGACAGGUCCAAAAUGGGGCUAUAUUUAAAAUAAACUUUUAAUUUUAGUAGCUAUCUCUUGCUGAAACUAUGUAGCAAGCUUGCUUGGGAGCCAUAGUUCUGCACUGAAUUUCUUUUUUACCUGUUGGCCCAUGUGUCUGUGACUUAGUUUAAAAAAACCCAAACAAACCAAAACAAACAAACAAAAAACAAACAAACAAACAAAACAAACCCCAAAGUGCCAAGGUGAAUACCUACAACAGUAGCAUUUCUUCAACUAUUACCUGAAACCAUUUCAUAUUAAACAAUCCUAUGGUAGAACUCACAUGCAGAUUCCUGUGUUUUUCCAGGGUUUCAGUCCAAUUAAAAUGGCUAUUUAAGAAAGUUGGCUGAGAAUGUGGGGAAAUUACCAUGGCAAACAUGUAACAAAACCAGAGAUCAACAGCUACCUGUUUCUUGUUGGUUUUCAUUGUUUUGUAUUGUUGGGAAAGUAAAGUAUAAAAUUAGCUUACCAUGUUUAACCCUUCAUGUUCUGUAUUAAUUUUUGCAGUUAACUCAUUUUAUUUUCAAAUCUUCAGUAAAACCUGAUAGCAAAGACAAAACUGCAUUAAGUGUUAAAGUGAUACUAACAUAAAGGAAAUGCUGCUUAUUUUAAGAAUGUCUUGAACUGAGUGACAAGUGUGAACACAGUUUAAAUAAUGACAACUUUUUUUAAAAAGUCCAGUUAAAGUUAUAAAAUGCAAUAGAGUAUUCAAAUACAAUUUUUUUCAGUUAAGGGGAUCAGUUGUUAAGAGUUGUACAUGAGAAUAUUAUUAAUGUGCAUUUCAAAUAUUUUUGUGCGUUAUCAAAGUAAUACAAUAAACAACAUUCCUUACAAUACAUCCUUGGUAAAAUUUAGCUAAGAAAGAAACUCUGCUGAUGUUUGCUUUUGUUAUUUAAAAUAGGCUUCUUAGAGACCUAUAACAUGCCCCUGGAAGUUGUGUGUGUAUGGGCAUACCUAUGUUUUCAUUUGCUUGCUCCUGGCAGACCUUGAGCUGCUAAAAAGCCAGUAUCAAAACAUUUAUACAAAAGUCCUUUCUCUGUAUCAUACAAACGAAGCUGCUCCAUGUCAGUCUGUAAAUCUCCCAAGAUACUUGUUAUAUCAAUACUACUUCAUAGAGCAUAAUAUUUUUUUUUUAAGCUGAAUUCUAAGCUUUGUGAUAUCUUAAAUACAGUCAGGUCAAGUCACUUGGAAUUACACUAUCUCUUAGAAAUUGUGGAUGAAUUUCAUUAGUGGUAACGAUGCCUUGAAAAUAACGUAAUGAAAAGCGUUCCAGUAAGGAGCUUAAAUAGUGGUUUUCAUCUGGUGGCUGAUUUGUCUGCAUAACCACCACCACAUCUCAGUGGGAUUUCUGUAAUAUAUCUGCAAAGUAGAAUUUCUUCAUGCAGGAUGAGGUGUUUGUUUUUUUUACAUUUAUUUCUAUUUCUGGAAGGAAAAAAUAUGGAAGUGAUGAAAUAGAACCAAUUCAACAUUAUGCUUUUGUUGGGCGGUGUGAGCUGUCAUUCUACUGCUGAAUUUGAUAGAAACUUCUAUUGUAAUACAAAAGGAAAGUUUUUAAAUGGCAGCCCUAGCUCAAAAUACUUGAUUCCUGUUCUGGCUUGGCCCUUCCUUAAGUGCUUAAGUCUUCUCCAUUGUAUUAAAGACCUCAAAAUAGUGUGUGUGUUUAAUUAGCAGAAAGCCCUACUUCUCUACUAUGUCAAUAGCUUUAAAUUGCUUUUGCAAACUUGAAUGACAUAGAUGUAUUUGAAGACUUUAUAAGCCUAUAUGUGAGGUGAUGAAAUGGGGUGAGUAAUGGUAUAUGCUAGUGCUUACUGCUAUAGUAGUUUAUCCAAUACAAACCAUAGCUGGUACAUAAAACUUAUUAAUUUUAAGAACUGAGAGAUCAUUGUAUAUAAAUACUGUGAAGCUGAAAACAUGGUUUCAUCCUAAGAGGAAAAAGAAUUGCAGUGGCUAAAAAGAACAGGAGAAACUUAAACUUCACAUAAUAUACUGAUCACUUGAUUGCAGGGUUAUUUGGGCUGUAGAUGCCUAGUGGUUUGCAGUAUGUCACUGUAAUUAUUUUUUUCCUGGAGUUACAAAAAUAAUUUUUCUUACAGAUGUCACAUGAGCUGCACCUGUACUGUGACUUUAAAAAAAAGAGCUCCUUCUCUCUACUGAAGAGCAUUUAUGUGUUGAAAUUCCCUGACACUUAAAAUUAGAGGCACUAUACUUGUAGACCUGCCUGUUGGUUUGACUUAGAUGCUGUUGGGUGCUUUGCAUUUAUGAAACAAGCUUUUUUAAAUGCCUAACCUAAAUUUAAGCCUGGAUUUAAAAGGUUAACAUGAGCAUUUAAAGAAAUGUGUUGCUACGUGGUCGUACUACAGAUGCUUAUUCCAAUGCCAGAAAUUAUUAACAUAUACUUGAAACCACUGUAAACUGAUGUUUUUAUGGUAGGUGCUUAGCACUCCCAUGUGGACAUAAAUGGUACUAAAUGUUAAUUAUUCACUGCUGUUUUCUUGGAAAGAUAGCUACAGUUGGGGUAGCAGCAAAAAGAGCUGUGCUGAAUGUUACUAUGAACUCUGGUACUGGAUUUGCUUCCCUCCUUCAAAAAAAAAAAAAAGAGGGGAGAGAAGGAAGGAAAAAAAAACAAACCAAGACUGUAUUUAUGUUAAGAUACGUGACCUUCAUGUAAUAGAGAAAUAAAGCUCAGUAAGCUCAGUAACAGAGAUAGAACUGGGAAGUAUUUUAAGAGAUGAGAGAGAAUUGUCUUAAUUAGAUUAUUGCAAAUCCACUUAUCUGUAUCUUAAAUUGGAAUCUGUUCAAACUCUGGCUUUCUCCCAUCAGUAACAUCUGGCUGGACAAUUUAUCCUAGUUCUUUGGUACUAAUCCAAAUUCCUUUUUGCAUUUCAGUAGAUAUGAAGUAUGAUUUACAGUUCUAGAGACCAGAUCCAUUAAAUUCAGUGCAAGGUGAAGUCUUUCUGUUUACUUUAACUUUUCCACUGCUUUUUUCUUCUAUUUUUUUUAACUUAAAGAAAUGAUCUUAAAGAUUCAUGGGGUAAUUCUAAAAACAUGUCCAAUCUAUCAGAGGUACUGGAACUAUUUUUUCCUACUGGCAGACUUAACAGCUGUAAAACUCCAUUGUCAUCUUGAUGUUUUUACAAUACAUGUAUUUUGGACUUACCUAGAAGUCUUCUAUAGGCACACAAAAUUAGAGCGAUACUGUAAGAUUGAACACUUCCGAAUUUAAGUCUAUAGCAGGCAUUGUAAAAUCAAUGUCUUAAAUUCAGUUACUGAAAAAAGGUCUUAAAAAUAAAUAACUUCUGUUGGACAUCAUUCAAAUGAGUGAUGCUGCUUAAGUGCACAUGAGAAAAAUAUCCUAGUGUGCCACUGAAGUAAUUUUGCAUAUGUUGGCCUUCAUAUAUGCUUUAUGAUGUUUCUAGUGCCUAAAAAAAAAAAUAAUAAAUUGCAUCGAGAAACUGAGAAUGGAGACAAAGGCUUUUGUUCUAGUAUUUAUAAGAAAAAGGAAGAUGAAAACAUCGAAGUAGAUAGUGGUCAUAUAUUGCUUUUUACAUGAAAUUGAGCUACAGCUAUACCUAACUUCUGAGUAAUGUAGAAUUAAAUUUUUUAUGUGUAGUAGUGCUGCAAAAAACCUAUAAGGAAACAGGCAGUAUUAAGAACUUACUCUACAGUACAGACAUAUGUCUUGUGCUGUGGAUUGUGCUGGUUCUCAUCUGUAACUUAGAAUCUAAAAAUAAACCCCAACUCAGUGAGAUGCUUGGAGAUUUUAAAAUAUUUAAAUAUGAUUAGCAAAUUGUCAAAAGCUCUUCCUCCAAGCUGUCACUAAUGGUUUCUAUAACAAGAAGAAAGUGCUGCAGUGCUUAAAACAUACUGAAGCUUUUUCUGGUUAGCUCAACUUUCCAUGGAUGUAACCAUUUGAUUAAAUCUUUCUAACCUAAAAAGUAGCACAUAAUUAUUUUGGGCUAGGUAUGGGUAACCUUAAUAUUGUAGGAGAAAAUUCUUGUUCUAAACUCAUCUCUUAUUUCACUGGAUAAUCUUUCCUAACAGAACACCUUAGAAUGCCUGACUAAUAUUUUAAGAUGAAGUAAUGAUAUUGGGUCUCUAGUGUGUAUUUAAAAUACUGCUGCUGAGGAGAUCUUCUCUCCAGGUUAAAAUUAGCGCUUAAAAACUCAGGAAGAUUUUACUUGUUUUCAAUGAAAAUAUUUUUAAUUCCUAAGGACUUGGGAGUUUAGCAAAUACCAUGAGAAGCUUUGUUUUCUGUGGCUGUUUGCUGUGGGCUAACCUUUAACUUAGAGAUGCAACCCAGGGAGGAAGAGAGGGCAAACCAGCUCUUGCUGUAAGUAGUUUGUCCCUUUUUGAAUUCAAAUGCUAUUGCCUGUGUGCUACAGGCAGUCUUAUCCAUACUAUUGUGGAAAAAAGAUGCUGUGUUAUACCAUUAUAUUUAGCAUUCUGUCUUUUUCAGAUGGUUCUGUAUUGGUCGGCCCCGUCCUUUCCCUAGAUGAGGAGUGUUUUUUAUCCUUUACUUGCUGUAUGGUUAGUCAUAACUGGUUUUAGUUCUGGUAAAUGUCAAUGGAAAAAAUGUAGAUCCAUUGUAUACAGUGGCUAAGGUGUUUUUACAGCCUCUACGUGUGGGUUUCUUCUAGCAGAAAUACGCUUCUUUCAAGCUAUGCCUAUAUAAUAUUAACUUCAGCUCUUGUAUUUGCCCUCUGCAUUAAGGUCUUUAGGAGGGUAGCAUUUGUGGAACUGCAAAGACUUACUACAGCAGAAUCUCCUUUGUGACAAUUAAGAUUAAUUUUCACAAAAAUAACUUUGCUGAAAUGUGUCUGAAGGUGUCUUCUGUUUUUUUUUAUUUAUGUAUUUUUUUAAUAAAAGGAAAAGUGAUCAGAAACUAGACUGAAGUAAAGGCACCUUGAGCAGAUGGGGACCUAGGCACCGUGCAGGGACGUGUGUGGAGAGGGGUCUCUGCAGCAUAUGCAGUAUCGGAUGCAGUACACAGAGGCUUCUCUGUGAAGAUAAACUAGAUUGUACUUGCAUAGUAGGUUGUGAGUCAUCACUGCUCAUCCUUUGAAGCUCCUUUCAGGCUGAGGGCACCAGUACCAAAGGUGGUAAUAGCUAAAAAGUGUAGUGAAGAUGGCUAACAAACUAGAAAACUAUGAAAGGGCUGAAAAGGGAGACCACUGUAAAACCAGUCAUCAGAGUUCUAAUUCAAUGGGGUAUAUUAUGUGGUGUUUCUUCAAGCAUGUGAGUUACAUUUAAAAUUAGUGGGUCUGUUUUCUUUUUAAAUUAUUGUUAUUGCUAUUAUUAUUGGUUUGUGGUGUUUGUUUUGUUUUUUAAAUUAGACAUGGCAGGAGUGCUGUGCAUAUCAAGAGGAAACUUAUCUCCCUGCUUCUACCAGUGAAGUGUUUGUAUAUGGACCUUAUACAAUACUGCUAAACUCCAGCCCCUCUUCCAUUUUGAGUUACUUGUCAUCUGUACUUUGCUACUCCUAUAAAAACUGCUUUUACAUUCCACUUUUUUCAUAGUUUGUUGCCACUCAAAAUACUGCUUAUGCUUUAGCCUAGGCUGUUUUGGGCUCCUGUCUUAACUUUAUUUGCUUCUAUUAACUGCCUUUUCUAAAUGGCUCAGUACAGAUGAGUAGGAUUUACGUUUGAGAAGGCUCCAAAAUUAACACUAAAGCCAAAUGGGAUUCUCAUGAGACACAUCUUUGCCCAAUUUGAAACCUGAAAUUAUUUUCAAGUACAAAACCUAACAUCUUUGGGAAUACUUUUUAUCUCAGGAAUCAAUUCUUGCUCUUUAAAUGUUUAGUAUGUUAAUUUGUGUUUAUCUUCCUGAUUCAGGAUAGCAUGUGUGAGAUGUGAAAAAGAUAAAUUCUGGUUGUUUUGUGAGGUCAGGGACACGCCAAGGAACCUGAAAGUAAAAGAGGAAAUAAUGGUUUGAUGGCUGUGGUUCUUGUGCUUUCCAUGUGACUUUGAGGAGAGCUCCCAAAGACUUCUGUAAAAACAGUACAGGAUGUCACUCUUUUUAACUGCAACAUGGUUUCAUUCUCACUGGCUGACAGCUUUUCUUCCAUGACUUCUCCUAGGUUGAAUCUGUAGCUCUGUACGUUAAUUGGAGCUAUGUAUCCAACCUGGGAAAAACUAGGCAAGAAAAGCCGUUGGCUGCUGAGGAACCCUAGAUGCUAAUACAGGGAUGCUGUAGUGCUUGCAUGAUAAGGAGCUAAUAUGUGGCCUUUUUUUAUAUAUAUAGCUUUAGGGUCCAGUUCUACAAACAAUGUACAGCAUAACGCUACAAUAACAAAUUAUACUACUUAGAGACCUUUUGUGCUGUAGUUUCUACUAAUGUUUGCAAACUGGGCCUAAUUUUUACAUAAAUUGUUCAUAAUUAGCAAAAGUUGGCUUUUAUGAUGUGAAACUUUCGGGAUAACACUUUCUAGCAUGUCAGCUAUUUUGGUUAAGUGGAUGACAACUCAGUGUUGUGGUUUGGUGUAUACCAUGAGAUACUAGAGUUGUUACUUAGAUGUUGCAAUCUAUGUUCACUGUGUAAAAAAAAAAAAAAAAAAAAAAAAAACAACAAACAAACAAAAACAAAAAACCUAUUGCACUAGCUGUACUUUUUUUUUUUCUUUAAAAAAAGCAAUAAUGUGAGCAUCUUGUAGCUUUUAUCUCCAAAGGUGCUAUCUGUCGUGAUCAAUUGCACUGUUGACCAUGAAUUUGGUAAAAACAUGUUAAAGAAAUUGUCCUAUGUGGUUUACUCAGCACAUACAAAUCGAAACUUUUUAUGGUCAGCCUCUGUACUAACAAAUGCAGUACUUUGUUGGACUACUUAUAUGACCAUACACAUCUUUAAAAAUCAAAAACCUAUGUCCAUUUAUGGUGCUAAUGAUCUCUUAAAAAAUAGCAAGAGCUGGUAUUCUCUUCUUACCCAUAAACAUUAAGGAAAGCUGUUGUGACACCUUUUCAAUAAAGCAAAAUUUCUCUACAUUUUAAGCAUGUUCCAAAUUCUUUUUAUAGAACUAUGACCCUUUUCUAUUUCUGUUUAUAUAAAAACAGCAAAAUAUUACAGUAAGUAUUUUUAAUGCAGGAAAAUGUUAGGAGUGUAUAUGGGUCUAGACUACAUGUCCAAAAUUAAAUUUUCAUACAUGCUUAGGAUAGCUAAUCUUCUGAAACUUGGUCUAAAAUAUAAGAAUUGUAUUGGGUAGGAUUAAGGCAUAGACUAAUAGUUAAAAAAAAAAAAAAAAAUUCUCUGACAUCAUAAUUGUUGAAGCCUUGGAGACAGAAAGAGAGGAUGUGAAAUGGACAAAACUGCAUGAGGACAACACUCAUUAUGCAGUGUAGAUCUAUCUCUUCCUUAAACUUCUGAAAAACAAAUUUGUGAAGGAACACAACCCCAUAACCAUAUCUAAAGAACAGAAGUGAAACUUGACAUAAUUAUCAAGGCAAUUAAUUGUAGAACACUGUAAAAACACAUGGGAGAGCCUUAAACUAGGAUUGUUUAGAUUGUGGAACAGCAAAGCAAUUUUCUAACUUUGCUUUACAGCUUCACUAGCAACCUUCUCUUAAGAUGAAAAACUAUCUUGUGCCUGCUGUUGCAGAAGAUAUUGUUGUGCUUUUUUUCCCCCCCCUUUGCUUAUGAUUUUACAUUGCAUAUAAUGAAGGACAAUGCACUUCUAAAUCUUCAAGAGGCAUCUUUGGGCAGCAGUACCUAUGUUUUCUCCCUAUGGAGAAUCCAAAGCCUUUAGUUCUUGUUAAAGGCCCCUUGCUUCUCAACUUGCAGUUGUAAAGGUGUCUGCCUAUAACACAUUUGGAAAUCCUACUAUAGUCAAGUCUGAAAUAAGUAUGAUGCUCUUAAUUGAUAGGGAGACAUGAACACGUGGAAUGGGUGCCAUGUCCAGGUACACACUGGCAAAUGAGCCGGGUGCGUGUACUGUCUGCAACACUGCAGCACCCUUCCUGUGCUCUAAAGUCGUGGCACCCUGAGGUUUUGGUCACUAAACCGCCACCUUUCAUAUACUGGAAGAUGGCUCUGGAAUCACUUGCACCUAGUACUUCAAGAAAUAAACAGGCUUCUCUAAGAUCUGUUUUAUAGGACUUCUGUGUCGAUGCAAAGAAUAUUCCAGGUCUAGAGUAAUGUCACUUAAAGAGGAAACAAACCCACCAUCUAGGGUAAAAGUUAGGUGUUUUUGUUGACUGAAGAUGGAUAGUCCAGUAAUGAUAGUCUGUAUUGUGUCUUCCUACUUCUCAGCGCUUGCUUUAGCAGUAGGAGACUUGGAAGAGACAAAGAUAGAACAAAGUCAUCCGUAACAGUUCUAAGCCACAUUGAAAUGUAACUUUUCUAUCUCUUAAUUACUAGAUGCUUUGAAGAAAACUGGUUGUCUUUUUUAAUUUACCAAAAAAGUGCAAUAUUUACAGAAAUAUUAAGAGACAAAUGGGUGCAUGUUUAAAUGCCUUGCAAAAAUGAAAAUUUUGCAAGCAUGCAACAUGCACUUGACUGAGCAGGCUUUUUUGCAUUAGCUGCUCUGAGUUACAGAAACGUUUUUGUCAGUACACUAGUCAAACUCAGAACUUUCAAAUAUUUUCAAUAUUCUUUUGAUAAGGAGAGUGGGGUUUUUUUUGUAAAUAAAGUGCCUGUGGAAAUUAAAAAAAAAAAUAAAAUCUAAAAGUUGCCUGCAAGCUUAAAUACAACAAAAAAACCCGGCCCAUACUUGAAGAGAAUGGGUGCUAACUCAACAACUGUAGAGGAUAACAGGUCAACAGUUGUAAGGACUUAGUAAGAUUCAAAGGCUAAGAUAAAGUUUGAGAAAGGAACACUAUAUUGCUUUUGAGAGUUUACUGUGUUAAUUAAACUCCCAAUGUUUCUGCUUGGGCCUUAACUCUGUAACUUGGUUAUCUUUAAAGAAAAAUAAUUUGACUGUUUAUUUUUUUUAAACACUUGUUUUAAUGACAGACUUGAAUCUGAUGGGGUUUUUUGUUUGCUUAUUGCAUGGAGAUUUUUUUACCUGUUAAAAUUAGAGUCACGAAAUGCUUUGAUUUCUCAAUGUAGGGCAAAACAGUUUGAGGAACUGAUUUUCCUGAAGUGCAGAAUUAAAUGGCAGUGGUUUUUAUUACACUGAUACUGGGACUGUAUUAGUACUGAGGAGAAAUGAUUACCAACGAAAGCAUUGUAGUGAUAAAACUUGCAUGUGGAGUUAUUUGGGGUAUGCAGAAUAUUAGUAAAGUACUUGUUUAUAUUUUGCUGUUAAUUAUAUACUUUAAAAAGAGGCUAUUGGUUAUGAUUUUAAUUGGAAAGUCUGACUUUAAUGUUGCAACAGCUUCUCUUAUUUUUAAGUAGAAAUGAUAUUUCAGAGCAAAGUUUACAUUUGAUCAGUAAAUUCACUUAAAACUAUGAAAAUAGCUUCAUUUUUUUAUCAGAAUUAAUGUGAAAUUUAUUCUCUGGGUAACCUAGAAUUGGCCAUAUGCUGCUGAAGCCAAUCUUUCAACUGCAUAUGGUGGCAAGGAGAGAAUUUCUUUAUCUAGUGCUGCUUCUCAACUAGACAGAGAAGGAAGUGAGGCUAGAUUACUCUUAAAUAUGGGCAAAAACGGUAAUGUGUUUCAGCUGUAGUGAAUAGCUUAGCUGCUCCUUUUCAGACUGCACAACUUAAAAUUUCCUUGAGGCUCAGAUUUUAUAAUGUCUUUGGUUCAGAUAAAUUUUUGCCUGUUAUUUUUCUGUAUUUUUCUAAUAGAUGCAUUUUUAUUGGUGUACACUGUAAUUAGCCACUGAAUUUCUGCCAAAUAUAGACACAAAAAAGCUGCAUUCUGUUCUGCCAAUUUAGAUCUGUGAUCUUAGGUUUUUCUACUUUGUUUCAUCCAUGGCUAGUAAAAUAUCCAUUUGCUGUUUAUAUUAGAUUAAAGAGAGAUUGCAUCCAGUUGCCUUAAUUGCUUGGAGGAAAAUGGUCCUUGAAGCUUUAUGUAUUUCUAGAAUUCCUGUAACUUAUGUAUAAUUGCAAUAAAACCUUUU
Molecule: messenger RNA, 12892 nt
Organism: Chroicocephalus ridibundus (black-headed gull)
Lineage: Eukaryota; Metazoa; Chordata; Aves; Charadriiformes; Laridae
Gene: SGMS2
Product: sphingomyelin synthase 2
Exons: 6
Coding region: 806-1903 (365 amino acids)
Biological process (GO): sphingomyelin biosynthetic process; ceramide biosynthetic process
Cellular component (GO): endoplasmic reticulum membrane; plasma membrane; Golgi membrane
Molecular function (GO): ceramide cholinephosphotransferase activity; sphingomyelin synthase activity
Source: RefSeq, a predicted model, not a curated record